Molecule: messenger RNA, 2670 nt
Organism: Lachancea mirantina
Lineage: Eukaryota; Fungi; Ascomycota; Saccharomycetes; Saccharomycetales; Saccharomycetaceae
Source: the annotation of a GenBank genome assembly
AUGGUCUCGUCGGAUACGCUCGCGAGCCGAAGGUUCCUCAUGAACGAACCUGGUAUCGCGGGCCCAGGGCGUACAAGCUCGGCGUGCGCCGGUGGGCGUAAUGUCGCGUACGCCAACGUCGACUUGACAGAGCCCUGCCACAAAGUGGCAGGUCUUCAGGCGGCGGUCGACGUCGAAGAUGCACGGAAGUUUAGAGCAAAAGACGUGCUUGUGCUCGAUAUUUCGCAGCGUGGCAGCAGCAGCAGUAGCAGUGGCGGCUGCGCCGCCACUGCGACGCCUCUGCCGUCGCCGUUGAAGGACUGUGCACAACUGCAUCUGUGCUUCCCAAGCACUUUACUCCGGCGACCCAAUUUCCAGUUUUCGCAGCUCGUACACACUCUCGACAAACAGACCGAAACGCGGCUCGAACGCGAAGUACAGCGCUGCUCCAAGUUUGUUUUCUACGACCAAACCUCUACGAUGAAAGAGUGCUCUCUUAACACGUACCGAAUCAUGUCCAAGUUUAUACCCUAUUUGAUGCAAGAGAAAAACUGGAACGCCGAGUUCUGGCUGUUGCAGCAUGCCGAGAACGACCAGACGGAUCGACCGGUGCCGUCAGCAAUGGCUGCCGUCGCGACGUCUGACGUUCCGUCGCCGGAAGAAUUUGCAAAGUCUUCCAGCAAGACCCCACGUGGAUCUCCCUCGACAGCCGCGGUGGCCGCGGCAGCGGCCACUGCGGCAGCAGCAAAACAGCGGUGUGAUCGUAACCCGAAUAAACGCAAGAUCAACCUUAAAAUCACGAUCCCCUCGAGCGGCUCUGGCCAAGAUACCAACAGCUUUGUACAGUCUUUUAAGAAGGAUUCCAUCCAUUACUCGCCCAACAGUUUGCGCAAAUACUUUAGCUUCCACAUUCCUGGAGCCCUCAAAGCUGACGAUGCCUUGUUACCUCGCUGGCUAAGACCGUUCACGAACGAUGCCGACCAAAAUUUGUUACGAAUUUUACACUCUUUCGAACUUCUCGAAAAGCACGAGGUUUUGCGUCUUGAACGCUGCCUACAGAUGUCACGGUCCGACACGUCUGGCCGAUUGGAUACUGCAAGCAAUGGGAGCCCCUCCAGGCCCAAAAAACUUUAUUCGUUCCGGCAAUUGCAACGCGAGUAUAGACCUAACAGGCAUGACUACGACUCCGAUAACGACGCGUACACCGAGACCAAGGAUCUCAAACUUAGAAUGGACAUUCAUGAGGAAUUGAACGACGGCGAAAAUAGAGAGAUUUUGGCCAAGCUGAAGCAACUUCGAAGUGAUUUGCCACACGAAGAUUCGGAGAAAAACGCUAAACCGAUCCCUAGUACCGGGGCACUCAAAGCCUCAGAAACGGAAGACGAAGAUGUCGUAGAGACCCCCAUGGACAACUACUUGAUGACUCGCGGAAUUCAAUCCUUUACCAAAAACAGAUACUCCAACAUUCUUCCCUACGAACAUUCGCGCGUCAAACUUGAGCCCUCCCCCGUGUGGCCAGAGAAUAAUUCCAACAAAUUUGAUACACCUCUCACGGGCUCGAAUUCUCCUGCUACGCCUCUUGUAGAUGUCAUCAGAAAGAGACGAAAUUCUUACUUCAAUCAGGACUUUCAUGCCAGAGAAAAAAAUUUGGAGUCUUCAGAAGGUAAAGGUGCCGAAAUCAGUAGCAAUGGCAGGCUUAUGGCCACACCUCACGCCGAUUCAGAGUCUGAUGGUUUCAAUGACUAUUUCAACGCAAAUUAUCUCAAGAUUCCUCAGAUCAAUGUCAAAUGCAAUUAUAUUGCCACUCAAGCGCCUUUGCCAUCCACCCUUGACGAUUUCUGGAAAGUCGUUUUGUCUAACAAGGUCAAGGUCAUUAUCUCUCUAAACUCUGACGACGAACUUGUUAUGAGAAAAUGGGAUAUUUACUGGAAUGGGAAAGCGUUGAAAAAAUAUGACGUGAGGAUCAGUAAAUCUUUCGAUAACGUUGCUGGAGUUAAGGGUUGUAUUAUGCGGGUGUUUGAGGUAUCUCGUCCGCAUAACCGUUCAAACGACUGCGGAGACAAAGAGGAUCAUGAGCGCGACAGCGGUGAGGAGAAGGAUUUGGGCAAUCUGAAAAAAUUUAAAGCUAAUGGCCUGAAGGAAGAUUCUAGUAAUUUCCCAAAGCAUUCUGCACUCGACUGUUCAACCUACACGGUAUACCAAUUACAGUAUACAAAAUGGUUGGACUCAUGUGGCAUUGUCAUGGACGAUGUCAUCAGAUUGCACCGCAUGAAAAAUCUAAUUGUUGCAAACCCUGUCGAAUUUGUACACAACUUGGAGCAAGGAAUUUCAUAUGACCAGUUAGUAGAUAUGGAACGUGUUGUUAAGUUGGACAAUGACGACAACGAGUCAAGUCCCAGCUCCCGAGAUAUUCAAGAAUCUCCAACCUUAGUGCACUGCUCAGCUGGCUGUGGAAGAACUGGAGUCUUUAUAACCUUGGACAUUCUUCUCAAUAUACUGGAGCCGCCUUGCCGGCGAUUUAAUCGGAUUGAUGUCUGGAACAUGUCACAAGAUCUGAUAUUUAUUGUGGUGAAUGAACUUCGAAAGCAGCGGAUAUCUAUGGUACAGAAUUUGACUCAGUACAUCACUUGUUAUGAGGGAAUCCUUGAUUACUUCGCAUCAAACAUCAAUUCGGAAUGUAUUGACAAUUAA